This is a messenger RNA of Prunus armeniaca (apricot), 465 nucleotides long. Lineage: Eukaryota; Viridiplantae; Streptophyta; Magnoliopsida; Rosales; Rosaceae. The record is from the annotation of a GenBank genome assembly.
AUGGUCAACUUAAAUUGGCCAGAACAGAAGAAAGGCAAACUAACGGCAGAGGCUAGCUCCAGCAAAGGUAGAAGAGUCACAAGGGAGACUAAUCAAAGGCCAAAGGCAACCAUCUCAGCUGGCGUAGUGCCGUGUAGCAAGUGCAAGUGUGAAAGUGAGUUAGAAGUGACUCUGGCCAGGCAGAGUCAGUCCACACCUAGCAUUUUUGAUAGAAUUGGAACAUCAUACCAACAGAGCCCAGUUUCGGCUCCAUCUAAAGACAGAGGGAGACAUAAGGACUAUCUAAGGCCUGCUCAACCCAGUAGAAUAAUGACAGAGCAGUUGAAGAAGGAAAUACCAAUUAAGAUGCCUGGAAAUGACAAGCCCUUGGCAACUAUCAUAGAAGGCAGAUGGUAUUCUGUUGGAAAAAGUAGUAGACCAACUCUGGAGUUAACCAGAACUCAGAAGAGGAGAGUUCAAAGAUAA